Molecule: messenger RNA, 2289 nt
Organism: Pundamilia nyererei
Lineage: Eukaryota; Metazoa; Chordata; Actinopteri; Cichliformes; Cichlidae
Gene: ugp2b
Product: UDP-glucose pyrophosphorylase 2b
Exons: 10
Coding region: 434-1960 (508 amino acids)
Biological process (GO): UDP-alpha-D-glucose metabolic process
Molecular function (GO): UTP:glucose-1-phosphate uridylyltransferase activity
Source: RefSeq, a predicted model, not a curated record
UGUCCAGAGGUUGUGAGACACAGUAAGGAUUUGUGACGUGGUUGCAGGGUUGGGGCAGGGGGAGAAAUACGGGCGGUACGAGCAGUAAAAGAGCUGGGUACAUCGGAUCCAACUUCACGUUGAAGGGAGGACCACUUGGCUGGUGUCCAGAGAGAUAAGUGUGGUCGGAUGAAUGUGUCCUUGUUUUACUCGCAGGCACAGCGUCUUAUCCUUUAAAGCUUCAACGCUGGAUCGAUUUAAAAGGCUUGGGCACCAAUGAAAGAAUGACCAGUCGGAUGAUUUAAGGACACCUCAAGGAAACUUUUAAUAUUAUUAUUAUAUAUAUUUUUAAAUCCAUUCACCGGAUGUUUGCUCAAUGACAUCUUGUUUUUUCUGGGAUACAAAACUUAAAGCGUGUCCACUAUUAUUUUAAACACUACUUGGCAGCUUAACCAUGGCACUUUAUGUCGAAGGUCUGAGUAAAGGUGUGGCUAACGGAGGGAUGGCUCAGUUCCAGGAAACGAUGCGGCAGCAACUGGAGAGCUCCAUGCACGAUGAGCUGGAGAAGCUGCUGGACACCACCACAGGGGCUGAGCGAGAGGUAUCCAAGAAAGACUUUGAGGGCUUCAAGAAUCUCUUCCAUAGAUUUCUGCAGGUGAAGGGACCAUCAGUGGAGUGGAUCAAGAUACAGCGACCUCCAGAAGACUCUAUUCAGCCGUAUGAUAAGAUUGCCGCUCGAGGCCUGCCGGACAAUGUGGCCAACAGCUUGAACAAACUGGUGGUGGUGAAGCUGAAUGGAGGCCUGGGUACCAGCAUGGGAUGUAAGGGCCCCAAGAGCCUGAUCAGCGUCCGUAACGAGAACACCUUCCUGGACCUCACUGUGCAGCAGAUAGAGCACCUGAACAAGACUUACAACACAGACGUACCUCUGGUCCUCAUGAACUCUUUCAACACAGAUGAAGACACAAAGAAAAUCCUGCAGAAGUACACACACCACCGGGUCAAGAUACACACCUUUAACCAAAGCAGGUACCCUCGCAUCAACAAAGAGUCUCUCCUUCCCGUGUCCACAAACUUGAGAAUGACCGGGCAAAACGCAGAGGGUUGGUACCCUCCCGGUCACGGCGACAUUUACGCCAGCUUCUACAACUCGGGCCUGUUGGAUCAGCUGAUUGAGCAGGGCAAAGAGUACAUCUUCGUGUCCAACAUCGACAAUCUGGGAGCCACCGUCGACCUCCACAUCCUGCACCACCUGGUCAGCCAGCCUAACGGCAAACGCUGCGAGUUCGUCAUGGAGGUGACGGAUAAGACCCGCGCUGACGUGAAGGGAGGCACGCUGAUCCAGUAUGAAGGGAAGCUGCGCCUGUUGGAGAUCGCCCAGGUGCCCAAAGCGCACGUGGACGAAUUCAAAUCGGUUUCAAAGUUCAAAAUCUUCAACACCAACAACCUGUGGAUCUCUCUACCUGCUAUCAAGAGGCUGCAGGAGCAGAAUGCAAUGGACAUGGAGAUCAUAGUCAACCCCAAGACGCUCGACGGCGGGCAGAACGUCAUCCAGCUGGAGACUGCGGUGGGUGCGGCCAUCAAAUGCUUCGACAACGCCCUGGGAAUAAACGUUCCCCGCAGCCGCUUCCUGCCGGUCAAGACUACGUCGGAUCUGCUCCUGGUCAUGUCCAACCUGUACAGCCUGGAUGCCGGCUCGCUCAACAUGAGCCCGAAGAGAGAGUUCCCGACAACGCCGCACGUCAAACUGGGCAGCUCCUUCACCAAGGUUCAGGAAUACUUGAUCCGCUUCGAGAGCAUUCCCGACAUGCUGGAGCUCGACCAUCUGACGGUGUCCGGAGACGUCACCUUUGGGAAAAACGUGUCGCUUAAGGGCACCGUCAUCAUCAUCGCCAACCACGGAGAUCGGAUCGAUAUUCCGGCUGGCUCCAUGCUGGAAAACAAAAUCGUAUCCGGCAACCUCCGCAUCCUGGACCACUGAGGCCUUCUUCACCCUCAUCGUGUGACGUAGUCCCCCGUAAUCCCUGUCAUGUGACCCAUUUGACAUGUUGACACGACAUCAAGAGAUUGUGAGAGGAUAUGACUUUUUCCCCUGGAGGCUGAGUGUGAUUGCAUGUGCAGUGCUACCCUGCAGUCUCAGCAUUAAGAAGCAGUUCGCCUGCUUUGAUGGUUGGAAGCAGCUGGGAUAUACUGCCCUCUGCAGGCUGUUCAUCACAUAACCUUUAAAAGUAUUACUAAUGAACUAAUCUUAGCGACCACUUUAAACACUUUUAUCCAGAUUAGAGAGAAAACAACUCACCCUUUGUUUUC